Molecule: messenger RNA, 1108 nt
Organism: Phialemonium atrogriseum
Lineage: Eukaryota; Fungi; Ascomycota; Sordariomycetes; Cephalothecales; Cephalothecaceae
Product: NADP-dependent oxidoreductase domain-containing protein
Exons: 3
Coding region: 154-1023 (289 amino acids)
Cellular component (GO): cytoplasm
Source: RefSeq, a predicted model, not a curated record
CACGAAUAACAUUCCCCAAAGGCGCUUUGUUAACAGCAAGCCCUCGGUAUCAUCAACGAAUAUCCAUCCAAGAAGCCUGCAUCACACCAAUCACCCACAAGACGCCUAUUACCCUCGCAGGCAAACCAGUCGGCCAGAACGGCUCUCGGCCUCAUGCGCAUGACCUUCCCCAGCGCAGUCCUGCCCGACGAAACCGCCUUCCCCGUCCUCAAAGCCGCCCUAGCAGCAGGCGUCAACCCGGAAGACGCCGACAAGGUCGUCGUGUGCAUCAAGAGCGGCGUCGUCGACAUGAAGACCCUUCUCAUCGACGGCUCGCCGGAGACCGUGCGUCGCCUUGUCGCGGACGCGAACAGGGUUCUGGCUGGAAGGAAGAAGAUAUAUGUUUUUGGGGUUGCUGGCGUGGAUCCCAAGGUCCCGGGCGAGGAGACGGUGCGCGCGCUGGGGGAAUUGGUGGCGGCCGGGGAGAUUGGAGGGAUCCAGCUUAGCGAGGUUGGGGCCGCGACGAUUCGGCGGGCUGCGGCUGUGGCGAAGAUUGAUAUGGUGGGGGAGGAGGAGAGCUUGUGGGCGACCGAGAUUUUUGGCAAUGGCGUGGCGGAGACGUGUGCUGAGCUGGGGAUUCCCGUCGUGGCGCAUACGCCGCUUGGGGUUAGGAUGUUGACGGGGAAGAUCAAGACGCUGGAUGAUUUGCCGCCGGGACACCAUCUACGUGUGUUCCCGCGGUUCCAGCCGGAGAACUUUCAGAAGAUUUUGGACUUGGUUGCGGAGCUGGAGAAGCUGGCUAAGGCCAAGGGGGUUUCCCCUUCCCAGCUGGCUUUGUCGUGGGUGAAGCUGAAGAGCAAGAAGCCCGGUAUCCUUCUGAUUAUCCCUGUGGCGGGGGCGAGGUCUGGGGAGAGGGUGAAGGAGAAUGCGGAGACGGUCAAUUUGUCUGAAGAGGAGUUGGGAGCUAUUGCGGCCAUUUUGGAAAGCUUCCCCGUCUAUGGCACCAGAUAUCCUGCGCCGGGGAUGAAGCUUGUCGAAUUCUAGACACGGGUUUGACGGGGCCAGGUGGGGGACGAUGGGAAUCGGUAGAUCGUUGGGGCCCCUGACCAUCACAACGGAUGCAUGUACG